CAAAAAUGCGUAUUCUGCGCGGGUCGUGCAUGCAGUGAGGUAUACUGGACAAAGCGCACGAUUUAGGCUGUACGAGGAGAAUAUCGAACGACUUCACUAUAGGGUUCUCCGCAUGCUGCAGGGGGAGACAAGAACCCUCACCAGAAGCUGUAGCGUUCGCUCACCGGUUCAAGCACACCGCGCCAGAGGCGAUGGGAUCUGACCGGCAUACUGAUACGCUUUGCAAGCAGCGUCCACACGACCUCGGCAACCGCGUCAUCGGCGCUGGAAAGCCCAGCAGACACAAGAACACCUCUCCCGCAUUCGCUUUUCUAUAGAACAUCUUGCGUCUGGGGACAUUUGCAUAUUUAUGUUGGUCACAUCGUCGCGCAUGCGUUGCUGAAAUUGCGGAACUGCUUCAGACUAAGUUUAUUGCUUCAAGGUCUGUCUCUUCUCGGCGAGAGUAAUGUGGACGACUCGAGACCACUGGCGCGCGGGGAUCUUGUGUCUCCCGGUGGUGAUGGCUUUAUCGCUUGGCCGUAGUCCGGUUGCGCACAGCGUUAGCGAGCCCAGCAACAUGUCGUACGUCAAACUCACAGUGGAUAAACUGCUGAAAGGCUAUGAUAUUCGGCUCAGGCCGGAUUUCGGAGGUCCUCCGGUUGACGUCGGGAUGAGUAUUGACAUCUCCAGUAUCGACAUGGUGUCGGAGGUGAACAUGGACUAUACCAUCACCAUGUAUUUCCAGCAAUCGUGGCGUGAUAAGCGCCUGUCCUACACAGGGAUUCCCCUGAACCUGACACUGGAUAACCGUGUGGCUGAUCAGCUCUGGGUGCCUGACACUUACUUCAUAAAUGACAAAAAAUCGUUCGUUCAUGGGGUGACAGUCAAGAACCGCAUGAUCCGCCUGCAUCCGGAUGGAACCGUGCUUUAUGGCCUCAGGAUAACUAUAACGGCAGCCUGCAUGAUGGAUCUGCGUAGAUACCCUCUGGAUGAGCAGAACUGCACCCUGGAGAUCGAAAGCUAUGGUUACACUACAGAUGACAUUGAGUUUUAUUGGAUGGGGGGCAGCUCAGUGACAGGGGUGGACAACAUUGAAUUGCCACAGUUCUCCAUCAUUGACUAUGAAACAUUGUCUACCAAGGCAGUGUUCGCCACAGGUUCCUAUCCUCGUCUGUCACUGAGUUUUAAGCUGAAGAGAAAUAUUGGAUAUUUCAUCCUGCAGACCUACAUGCCCUCAAACCUUAUCACCAUCCUUUCCUGGGUCUCCUUCUGGAUCAACUAUGAUGCCUCUGCAGCACGGGUAGCCUUAGGAAUCACCACUGUACUGACCAUGACCACCAUCAACACCCAUCUCCGGGAGACGCUUCCUAAGAUCCCCUAUGUGAAGGCCAUAGAUAUCUAUCUGAUGGGCUGCUUUGUCUUUGUGUUUUUGGCCCUGCUGGAGUAUGCGUUUGUCAACUACAUUUUCUUUGGCCGAGGCCCCCAGCUACAGAAGAAAGUGGCAGAGAAAGCUGCCAAGAGCAACAAUGAGAAGAGCAGGCUAGAAAGCAACAAAGUGCAGGUGGAUCCCCAUGGGAACAUUCCCCUCACCAACCUUGAUCUGCGCCUCACUGGGGCUGAGAUGCUAGGUGGUCUUGGUGACCCUCGGAACACCAUGUUCUCUUAUGACAGUGCCAGCAUCCAGUACCGCAAGCCUCUUACAGGCCAUGACCUGUAUGGCCGGCCCACCGCUGCCCUUGAGCGGCCAAUCACGCAAAAGAAGAGCCGCUUGAGGAGGCGAGCCUCUCAACUAAAGGUGAAAAUUCCAGACCUAACAGACGUGAAUGCCAUUGACAAGUGGUCCCGUGUCAUCUUCCCUAUCACCUACACCUUCUUCAACCUUGUGUACUGGCUUUACUAUGUCCACUAGGGGGCAUAAACCCACACAGCUCAGCUUGUACUCAUCAGGCCCAUCCGGCUUUCUAAAGCAUUGUUUGGAUGUGGCAUUUGGUUACAAAGGAGGAAGGAGAUGCAAAAGUAGUAUUUUCUCUGUAAAUAUGUUAGAUUAUAGUAAUAAAUAAAUGCAUAUAUAUACAUAAUUUAGGGAAGAUAAAUAUGGUUUAUUUAUCAAUUUAAGUUAUCCUACCUUCUAUAAAAUAUCAAAUAAUCUAGAUAACAUAGUAUUAGUAUAAUUUAAAUAGGACACAGGAAUUCAGCACUUUAUGUUUUAUGGCUCCUGCUUCAUGUGAUAAUUGACCAGUGGGGCUUUGCAAUCGUGCAAAGGUGUUUCUCUGUAGUGAAGGAUGCUGCCUCCUCACACACCAUGCAUGUAUGCACUUCAUACACUCUAAAAUGAGUACUAGCUUGCAAACUCAUCUCACCAUAACUUAUUUGUUUGCAUUACCCAUCAUCUUAAGCCCCAAGAGUAUGUAAGGGCUUUUUACACUACUUUCGAUAAAUAUAUUUUACAAUAAGUAUGUUUAUGGUGGGCAGAGAUCCUCUGUGAACAAAGAAAGGAAGACUGACAUAUAUAAGCUUUAAGUCUUUUGUGGGUGUGCUUGUGUGUGUCAAAACACUUUCUGUACUCCAUUGAAUUCUUUAUUAGUUCGCCAACAGUCACACAUAGCCAUUGUACCCAGUGUCAAAACAGAUGUAACCUGGGAGAGUGCAAAUGUGCAUUUUCUUUCUUUAGACAUCAGGUAAUAAAAGAUGAUGUCACCAUACUUUCAAAUGAGCUGUUCUAGGAAGGAUUAUACCCUCAUCCUUCGAACUGGAACUCAGGGUAAGGUAAUUAGAAUGGAAAUAUCUGAUUUUGCUUCUUUAGUUUUGAACUGGAACUCAGGGUAAGGUAAUUAGAAUGGAAUCUUAUGUCCAGAAGUUAGUAUUUUGCUAACUGCAUGCCUAAAUUAUCACACAUGUGCCAUUACCCUCCAGACACCAACCAAACCAUCUCUUAGAAAAAUUCUGUAAAUUAGAUUUUUCCCUGAACUAGUCCAUUAAGACUUGGUUUGUUAAAUCUGAAGGGUAAAUGCUAAGAGAACAGAGGGAGAAGAAAACAUUCUCACCAUCUCUCCUCUUAAUGCCAUGUUCUGACUUUGCAGUCCUUCCAGAAUUGGGUCCUGUCCCACACUGAGUAUAUACCACGGAGUUAAACCAUCAUGACUUAAGAGAGAGCUUUAUCCUUGCUAGAAAUAUACCUAUACUAAAUGUAGAUAAAUUCGAUAACUUAUUUGUUUGCUUGUAACUGUGUUUUGAGUAUCCACCUUUCUCAUUUACAUUUAGCUUGAAACAUAUUCACUGUGAUUGAUGUGGUACCCAGGCUCACCAUAAAAACAAAAGAAAAACAGAGAUGCAGAUAAGAUCUAAACAAUGUGCUGUUACAUCUUAUGGCUCGGUUUGUGCCUUCAAAUCAAAAUUGAGCCAUUUUACAGGGUUAAACAUACAGUGACGUUGUUGACUCUCAGUGAAUUCACUUUUUAGAGGAAAACAAUAUCUCAAGGCUACCAUGAUAACAAUUAACAGGUUACUAUCAUGGGCUUUUAAGAUGCUCUAAAUUAUAGGCAUUGCAUAGUUUUGUUAAUAUGUAGCUAGUAGAGUAACAUUCCAGCAUGCUGGUGACAAUACAUGACUGGAAAAAGUGCAGUUUGGGGAUUGGCUGUCAACAUGGGCACCAGCUUCUUUUUGGUCAAAUAGAGACCCAAAACACACACACACACAUUACACCAGAAUAUGGGCAUCCAUAAGCCCAUUCUUACUGGUAAUGCAUACAUAUAUUACUUAAGACAUAAGGACAUAAUGGAAAAAUGUUAACCUACAUACCUACCUGGGAUGUCUACCACAGCAGAUGCCAAAAAGAAUUCUAAGGGUCUCUUUAAAAUAUUCAAAUGAUGCUAUUAAUGUAACAGCUGUAAAAUGCUUUUGCUUUUUAUCAUUUUCCCAUGCUAAUAUGCGUGUGAAUGAGCUACUGGAAUGUAUGAGAUGGAGAGUCGUGCGUGUGUGUGUGUCUAUAAGCCUAUGACUGCAAGCACAGUUCUUAAGAAUCCUUUGUCCUUAAAUGACAAAUUUUAAAGGGUUCAAAUAAAAUAUUUCAUCAAACCAG
This is a messenger RNA of Electrophorus electricus (electric eel), 4057 nucleotides long. It is a transcript of the gene gabrb1, whose product is annotated as gamma-aminobutyric acid type A receptor subunit beta1. Gene Ontology annotation, biological process: monoatomic ion transmembrane transport. Gene Ontology annotation, molecular function: extracellular ligand-gated monoatomic ion channel activity; GABA-A receptor activity. Gene Ontology annotation, cellular component: membrane. The record is from RefSeq and is a predicted model, not a curated record. NCBI's taxonomy places the organism in Eukaryota, Metazoa, Chordata, Actinopteri, Gymnotiformes, Gymnotidae.